Messenger RNA from Dreissena polymorpha, 5610 nucleotides. RefSeq names its product sushi, von Willebrand factor type A, EGF and pentraxin domain-containing protein 1-like. The record is from RefSeq and is a predicted model, not a curated record. Lineage: Eukaryota; Metazoa; Mollusca; Bivalvia; Myida; Dreissenidae. The transcript is spliced from 40 exons. The coding region runs from base 1 to 5610 and encodes 1869 amino acids.
AUGGCAUCGCUUGACGUCGCUAACGCCUCGACAUACUUGUCAACAUCUAGCAUUACCUGUGACACCGGCUAUUUGACGUCAAUUGACGUCAUUAUUUGUCAGUCUGAUGACUGCCUUGACCCUACUCCAUCAAACGGUCAAACCCAGGCACCCAAGGGUACAACCUACGGGGAAGUGGCGUUCGUGUCAUGUGACGUUGGGUAUACGUUAGUUGGCGACAGAUUCAUUGGCUGUCUGGCGUCUGGCAACUGGAGUCAUUAUCCCACUUGUGUUUUACGCGAUUGCGCUGAUCCGACCCCUGUGUAUGGGUCAUCCAACUACUCCUCAUCACGGUACGGCACUGUUGUACAAGUGACAUGUCAUCCUGGGUAUGAGAUCGGGGGAUCCGCACUGUUGAUCUGUCUGUCUUCUGGCAUGUGGGACCACGUGUCAUCAUGUGUACCUGCAGAUUGUGGCGACCCCACACCCGACCAUGGCACGGCUGUGUACACGGUCACUACUCUAGGAGCCUCUGUCAACUAUACAUGCGAUGCAGGCUAUGAUCUGGUUGGCAGUGCUACAUCGACUUGUACUGCAACCGGCUGGUAUACAACACCACAAUGUAUUGUGAAAGACUGCGGGGCACAAACUGUGUUAAAUGGAACGCUAGAAACUCCAGGUGGCACCAAAUAUGGAGCUGUGGCCAUUGUGGUAUGCGACACGGGAUUUGAGGUCGGCGGAGAUACCCUGAUAACGUAUUGCAAAGAUCCGAAGCCAGUCAAUGGUCAUUCCAAUGCAACGACCUUUCAAUACGGUUCUGUGGUUGAGAUCAACUGUAGCGCCGGCUAUAACCUUUCUGGUCGUUCUGUUAUCACGUGUGGAGAGUACGGCGUGUGGUCCGAGAAUCCGAUAUGCGACCCUUCAGAUUGUGGAAAUCCUACACCCAAGAACGGCAUUGCCUCAUACACAGACACAACUCUGGAUGCAGUGGCUUUACUGUCAUGUAACGAUGGAUAUAAUAAUAACGGCAAGUCGGUGAUUGAAUGCCUUACUACUGGGAAAUGGAACGAAAGUGCCAAUUGUACCAUCAAAGAUUGUAGUGAUCCCUCGCCUCUGAACGGCGAUGUAAACGUGACCAAUUUCGAGUUUGCGACAGUUGUCAACGUGAGUUGUUCUGAUGGAUAUACAGUUGUUGGCACGGCUGAGAUUACAUGUGGCAGUGAUGGAACAUGGACCGACAAUCCUGUCUGUGACCCUUUAGACUGCGGGGAAAAACUUGUAUCCAAUGGCUAUGCAGAAUCGCCGAGUGGCACUAAAUAUGGAGCUGUGGCCAUUGUGAUUUGUCAUACGGGAUAUGAGGUCGGGGGAGAUACGUUAAUAACAUGUCGAGAAAAUGGCACCUGGGGUGGUGAAGCUCUUUGUAAUAUCACAUACUGUAAAAAUCCAACACCAGUAAACGGUAAUUCGAAUACAACGACUUUCGAGUAUGGUUCUGUGGUGGAAGUGAACUGUGUCGCCGGCUAUAACAUCACAGGUCCAUCAGUUAUCACGUGUGAAGAAUAUGGCAAGUGGUCCGACAAUCCAACAUGUGCUCCGUCCGAUUGUAGUGAUCCAUCGCCUCUGAACGGCGAUGUAAACGUGACCACCUUCGAGUUUGGGACAGUGGCCAACGUGAGUUGUUCUGAUGGUUAUACAAUUGUUGGCACGGCUGAGAUUACAUGUGGCAGUGAUGGAACAUGGACCGACAAUCCUGUCUGUGACCCUUUAGACUGCGGGGAAAAACUUGUAUCCAAUGGCUAUGCAGAAUCGCCGAGUGGCACUAAAUAUGGAGCUGUGGCCAUUGUGAUUUGUCAUACGGGAUAUGAGGUCGGGGGAGAUACGUUAAUAACAUGUCGAGAAAAUGGCACCUGGAGUGAUGAAGCUCUUUGUAAUAUCACAUACUGUAAAAAUCCAACACCAGUAAACGGUAAUUCGAAUACAACGACUUUCGAGUAUGGUUCUGUAGUGGAAGUGAACUGUGUUUCCGGCUAUAACAUCACAGGUCCAUCAGUUAUCACGUGUGAAGAAUAUGGCAAGUGGUCCGACAAUCCAACAUGUGAUCCGUCAGAUUGUAGUGAUCCCUCGCCUCUGAACGGCGAUGUAAACGUGACCAAUUUCGAGUUUGCGACAGUUGUCAACACUGCGGGGAAAAACUUGUAUCCAAUGGAUUGUAGUGAUCCAUCGCCUCUGAACGGCGAUGUAAACGUGACCACCUUCGAGUUUGGGACAGUGGCCAACGUGAGUUGUUCUGAUGGUUAUACAAUUGUUGGCACGGCUGAGAUUACAUGUGGCAGUGAUGGAACAUGGACCGACAAUCCUGUCUGUGACCCUUUAGACUGCGGGGAAAAACUUGUAUCCAAUGGCUAUGCAGAAUCGCCGAGUGGCACUAAAUAUGGAGCUGUGGCCAUUGUGAUUUGUCAUACGGGAUAUGAGGUCGGGGGAGAUACGUUAAUAACAUGUCGAGAAAAUGGCACCUGGAGUGAUGAAGCUCUUUGUAAUAUCACAUACUGUAAAAAUCCAACACCAGUAAACGGUAAUUCGAAUACAACGACUUUCGAGUAUGGUUCUGUAGUGGAAGUGAACUGUGUUUCCGGCUAUAACAUCACAGGUCCAUCAGUUAUCACGUGUGAAGAAUAUGGCAAGUGGUCCGACAAUCCAACAUGUGAUCCGUCAGAUUGUAGUGAUCCAUCGCCUCUGAACGGCGAUGUAAACGUGACCACCUUCGAGUUUGGGACAGUGGCCAACGUGAGUUGUUCUGAUGGUUAUACAAUUGUUGGCACGGCUGAGAUUACAUGUGGCAGUGAUGGAACAUGGACCGACAAUCCUGUCUGUGACCCUUUAGACUGCGGGGAAAAACUUGUAUCCAAUGGCUAUGCAGAAUCGCCGAGUGGCACUAAAUAUGGAGCUGUGGCCAUUGUGAUUUGUCAUACGGGAUAUGAGGUCGGGGGAGAUACGUUAAUAACAUGUCGAGAAAAUGGCACCUGGAGUGAUGAAGCUCUUUGUAAUAUCACAUACUGUAAAGAUCCAAAACCAGUAAACGGUAAUUCGAAUACAACGACUUUCGAGUAUGGUUCUGUAGUGGAAGUGAACUGUGUUUCCGGCUAUAGCAUCACAGGUCCAUCAGUUAUCACGUGUGAAGAAUAUGGCAAGUGGUCCGACAAUCCAACAUGUGAUCCGUCAGACUGCGGGGAAAAACUUGUAUCCAAUGGCUAUGCAGAAUCGCCGAGUGGCACUAAAUAUGGAGCUGUGGCCAUUGUGAUUUGUCAUACGGGAUAUGAGGUCGGGGGAGAUACGUUAAUAACAUGUCGAGAAAAUGGCACCUGGAGUGAUGAAGCUCUUUGUAAUAUCACAUGUCCAUCAGUUAUCACGUGUGAAGAAUAUGGCAAGUGGUCCGACAAUCCAACAUGUGAUCCGUCAGAUUGUAGUGAUCCAUCGCCUCUGAACGGCGAUGUAAACGUGACCACCUUCGAGUUUGGGACAGUGGCCAACGUGAGUUGUUCUGAUGGUUAUACAAUUGUUGGCACGGCUGAGAUUACAUGUGGCAGUGAUGGAACAUGGACCGACAAUCCUGUCUGUGACCCUUUAGACUGCGGGGAAAAACUUGUAUCCAAUGGCUAUGCAGAAUCGCCGAGUGGCACUAAAUAUGGAGCUGUGGCCAUUGUGAUUUGUCAUACGGGAUAUGAGGUCGGGGGAGAUACGUUAAUAACAUGUCGAGAAAAUGGCACCUGGAGUGAUGAAGCUCUUUGUAAUAUCACAUGUCCAUCAGUUAUCACGUGUGAAGAAUAUGGCAAGUGGUCCGACAAUCCAACAUGUGAUCCGUCAGAUUGUAGUGAUCCAUCGCCUCUGAACGGCGAUGUAAACGUGACCACCUUCGAGUUUGGGACAGUGGCCAACGUGAGUUGUUCUGAUGGUUAUACAAUUGUUGGCACGGCUGAGAUUACAUGUGGCAGUGAUGGAACAUGGACCGACAAUCCUGUCUGUGACCCUUUAGACUGCGGGGAAAAACUUGUAUCCAAUGGCUAUGCAGAAUCGCCGAGUGGCACUAAAUAUGGAGCUGUGGCCAUUGUGAUUUGUCAUACGGGAUAUGAGGUCGGGGGAGAUACGUUAAUAACAUGUCGAGAAAAUGGCACCUGGAGUGAUGAAGCUCUUUGUAAUAUCACAUGUCCAUCAGUUAUCACGUGUGAAGAAUAUGGCAAGUGGUCCGACAAUCCAACAUGUGAUCCGUCAGAUUGUAGUGAUCCAUCGCCUCUGAACGGCGAUGUAAACGUGACCACCUUCGAGUUUGGGACAGUGGCCAACGUGAGUUGUUCUGAUGGUUAUACAAUUGUUGGCACGGCUGAGAUUACAUGUGGCAGUGAUGGAACAUGGACCGACAAUCCUGUCUGUGACCCUUUAGACUGCGGGGAAAAACUUGUAUCCAAUGGCUAUGCAGAAUCGCCGAGUGGCACUAAAUAUGGAGCUGUGGCCAUUGUGAUUUGUCAUACGGGAUAUGAGGUCGGGGGAGAUACGUUAAUAACAUGUCGAGAAAAUGGCACCUGGAGUGAUGAAGCUCUUUGUAAUAUCACAUGUCCAUCAGUUAUCACGUGUGAAGAAUAUGGCAAGUGGUCCGACAAUCCAACAUGUGAUCCGUCAGAUUGUAGUGAUCCAUCGCCUCUGAACGGCGAUGUAAACGUGACCACCUUCGAGUUUGGGACAGUGGCCAACGUGAGUUGUUCUGAUGGUUAUACAAUUGUUGGCACGGCUGAGAUUACAUGUGGCAGUGAUGGAACAUGGACCGACAAUCCUGUCUGUGACCCUUUAGACUGCGGGGAAAAACUUGUAUCCAAUGGCUAUGCAGAAUCGCCGAGUGGCACUAAAUAUGGAGCUGUGGCCAUUGUGAUUUGUCAUACGGGAUAUGAGGUCGGGGGAGAUACGUUAAUAACAUGUCGAGAAAAUGGCACCUGGAGUGAUGAAGCUCUUUGUAAUAUCACAUGUCCAUCAGUUAUCACGUGUGAAGAAUAUGGCAAGUGGUCCGACAAUCCAACAUGUGAUCCGUCAGAUUGUAGUGAUCCAUCGCCUCUGAACGGCGAUGUAAACGUGACCACCUUCGAGUUUGGGACAGUGGCCAACGUGAGUUGUUCUGAUGGUUAUACAAUUGUUGGCACGGCUGAGAUUACAUGUGGCACUGAUGGAACAUGGACCGACAAUCCUGUCUGUGACCCUUUAGACUGCGGGGAAAAACUUGUAUCCAAUGGCUAUGCAGAAUCGCCGAGUGGCACUAAAUAUGGAGCUGUGGCCAUUGUGAUUUGUCAUACGGGAUAUGAGGUCGGGGGAGAAACGUUAAUAACAUGUCGAGAAAAUGGCACCUGGAGUGAUGAAGCUCUUUGUAAUAUCACAUGUCCAUCAGUUAUUACGUGUGAAGAAUAUGGCAAGUGGUCCGACAAUCCAACAUGUGAUCCGUCAGAUUGUAGUGAUCCAUCGCCUCUGAACGGCGAUGUAAACGUGACCACCUUCGAGUUUGGGACAGUGGCCAACACUGCGGGGAAAAACUUGUAUCCAAUGGCUAUGCAGAAUCGCCGAGUGGCACUAAAUAUGGAGCUGUGGCCAUUGUGA